AUGAUCCGCCGUGCUAAGAAAGACGGCAGUUCUGACCCGACUCCAAACAACACCCUGGAGAAGCAGAGUCAGCCGGGCCAGUCUGACAAGCCAUCAACAAAUGGAACACACAGUUUCCCCGGAAAAACAGAGGAAGAGAUAUUCACACCAUCCUCUGCGUCUGAAGAGGAAGAGAAGAGCCUCGUCCUCCGCGCCCAGCCUCUCUGCCUUUCAGAGGUGCUACAGAUGUUUCACAACCUGAGGAUCAUCCUGUUUCACCAUUCUCUUAUGCUCACCAAGGCAAGAAGAAUGAGAUCCCGUUCAUCUAUGAUCCGCCGUGCUAAGAAAGACGGCAGUUCUGACCCGACUCCAAACAACACCGUGGAGAAGCAGAGUCAGCCGGGCCAGUCUGACAAGCCAUCAACAAAUGGAACACACAGUUUACCCAGAAAAACAGAGGAAGAGAUAUUUGCACCAUCUUCUGCGUCUGAAGAAGAAGGUGACAGAAAACCAGGGUACAAAAAUAAGAAAAAGAAGAAAAAACUGAAAAUAUCUGAUAUACUCAAAAAAGUGUCAUUCAAAAGAGAAGAGCCUCGUCCUCAGCGCCCAGCCUCUCUGCCUUUCAGAGGUGCUACAGAUGUUUCACAACCUGAGGAUCAUCCUGUUUCACCAUCUCAUCCACCUGAGUUUUAUGACGGUGUGGCAGAAACUCUGGACAGAAUCGCACAGAAACACAGUGUGAAAAAGAAAUCCCCUGUUAAACCAGAGCCUGUGCCAAGUACACGCAAAGACAAUGGCAAAGAGGCUGUGGUUCAACAACUAGUUCAGAUAUUAACUUCAGAGGGGGAUGCCAUAAACGAGAAGAUAAACGUCAACCCAUUCCUGCGGUCCACCCUCACACGCCUCUCCUACCCAUCCUUUGCCAAACUCCUUGACACGUAUGCCAGUCAGAGUGAAGAGCCCCCCGCUCCGGCUCCGGCUCCGGCUCCGGGUCUGGCUCCGGUCAGCCCUACGCUGCGGCGUCUCGCCAUCACCAUGGAUGUGUCUCGACGAGUGGUCACGGCCACUGGAGUUCAGCGUCUGACAGGGUAUGCUGAGCGCUACAUGGAGAGCUUUGCACCAUGGGUGAGGAGUCACGGAGGAUGGGGGAACAUUGCACAAUUGGAUGAGGUUCUGGAGUGUGAUUGACCUCUGUUCAUUAUGAACUCUGGAUCAUGUAGCAUGACCUCUGUGAGGAAAGGAAGAACAAGAACCAGCCAACUGGGCAAUUGACACUACUUGAUUAUAUGGUUUUUGUGCUGAUGUAUUUAUUUUCUUGUCAUUUGGAUGUUUUGAAAAAAAUUUUUGUGACUUUUAUACCAAAAUACAUUAUUUCAAUCAUCUACUGUUGUAUUGCAUCCUUAUUU
This is a messenger RNA of Sinocyclocheilus rhinocerous, 1385 nucleotides long. RefSeq lists its product as uncharacterized. The coding region runs from base 1 to 1167 and encodes 388 amino acids. Gene Ontology annotation, biological process: regulation of extrinsic apoptotic signaling pathway. The record is from RefSeq and is a predicted model, not a curated record. The transcript is spliced from 9 exons. NCBI's taxonomy places the organism in Eukaryota, Metazoa, Chordata, Actinopteri, Cypriniformes, Cyprinidae.